AUGCCUCAUCCAAGACUUACUGGGCCUUGUGCUAUUAAUAAUUGUAAUAGUCAAGUCAAUUCUAUUAGAAAUAUAAUACAAGAUCUUAUAGAUAAAAUUGAAAAAUGUUUAGAUUUUUCAUAUGAUUAUUUAAAAGUUAAUGAAGAUCAAAUCUGUUUUGAACAUUAUAUGAAUAUUGUUAAUUUUAUUACAAGUCAAUCAUCUAAUAAUAAGAAAUCUAAAACUUGGAUAGAUUUAGGAGAUUUAAUUGAAAUAACACAACAAAAAUCAUUUUCUAAUCAAUUACAAUUGUUAACAAAAACUUUAUAUAAAUAUGAAGAUAAAAAUAAUGAUUAUUUAUUAGAUUCUGAUUGUUUUAAACAACUAAUUGAAACAGAAGAGCCUCAAUUAAUUGGAUUUUUAGAUGAAAUGACUAAUGCAUUACAACAAAUUAUUAGUCAAUGUUAUCUUUUAGCAGGAUUACGUAAUCAAAAUAUAAAUAAAUAUAAAACUGAUCUUAGUUUAUAUUUAUCAUCUUGUAGUUUAAGUUCAACUGGAAUAGAUUUUCUUAUGAGAGCAGGAAUAAUGAUAAGUUCAAAAACAUUAUAUAAUUUUAAAGAAAAAAUUAAAAAUAAUCACUUAACAAAAAUUAAUGAAUAUUUUACUUCUCAUUUAAAUAUAUUUCAUUGUUUUAAUAUUAAUAAUUUUCAUGAGAUUCAUGAAUUACGACAACCUAAUAAUACAACACUUUCAUCUGCAAAUCAUUUAGCAACAUUUUUAGCAAUUUCAAAUAGAUAUUCAUUUUUUAAUCCUAAAAAUAUUGAACCAACUAGAAAAAUAAUUAAUUUAAUGUCUAAAUAUAAUGGAUGUUUUGAUAAAAGUUAUAAUAAAUGUAAAAUGGAAUGGAUCUUUCAAAAUAUUUUUCAAUUUAAUUCUCAAAAUCGUAUAGAUUUAUUAACUUUAUAUAUAUAUGAUAAUGCAAUUAAAGAGCAUAAAGAAGAAAGAUCAAUGAAAA
Messenger RNA from Scutellospora calospora, 994 nucleotides. NCBI's taxonomy places the organism in Eukaryota, Fungi, Glomeromycota, Glomeromycetes, Diversisporales, Gigasporaceae. The record is from the annotation of a GenBank genome assembly.